GUCACAACAGCAAGGAGCACGGUACAAUAAUAUGAUGGUGGGUUGGACCCACAAUUAAGGUACUGUAACUGCUUACUGCCUUACUUUGGGAGAGCUUCAUGUGACUUUCAGAGUUUUAUACCCAACAUCAGUUGCUUCCUAGCUUCACCACCCAAACUCUCAACUGUAUAUGCUUUCAAGCCGUGUGUUCAUCUCUCUCAACUAUGAAGCGCAGCCUGCAUUCCAAUGCUCUUCUCCUCUUCCUGCUGAUACUUAUUUCCAUCUCAAAAAUAUCAGCCCGUACCAUAGCAACCCAAAAAGGACAGGAGACAGUGAAGCUCAACGAAAUCAAUACUUCUGGAGGUCCUGAUCUUGUAAAGUUGGAAAGCAAUGAAUUUAUGAAUCUCAUGGGAGUGGAGGAUUGUAACAAAGGAGAUGAAGAAUGCUUUCAGAGAAGGAUAGUUUCAGAGGCUCACUUGGACUACAUCUACACCCAGCACCACAAGCCUUGAGACUCCUCCAAAAAACAUAAGAGUUCCAUAUCUUUUUAUUGACAUGCAGCCCUUUUCUCAAUAUUUCAGGAUAUGAUGUGUUUCCAGGAUGUAAUAUUUCACAUAUAUUUAUAUAUAUAUAUAUAUAUAUAUAUAUAUAUAUAUAGAGCUUUCUUUAAUGGGUUUGAGAUUGUAAUUUCUCUACAACACAAUGCAAGUGUCACGCAUAUGUUUCUCAUCUUGAAUUUCUAGGCUGAUUUUCUUGACAUUGUUGGAAUAAGGAUCAGACUCCACCUGGUUUGAAAAGUAGCAGAAA
Messenger RNA from Carya illinoinensis, 786 nucleotides. RefSeq names its product putative phytosulfokines 6. Bases 204 to 491 code for a protein of 95 amino acids. Gene Ontology annotation, cellular component: extracellular region. Gene Ontology annotation, biological process: cell population proliferation. Gene Ontology annotation, molecular function: growth factor activity. The transcript has 3 exons. The record is from RefSeq and is a predicted model, not a curated record. Lineage: Eukaryota; Viridiplantae; Streptophyta; Magnoliopsida; Fagales; Juglandaceae.